AUGUACAACGCGCAUCGUGGCAUAGCCGGCGCUCCGGCUCCACCAAACAACCGUCUUGUCGAGCUGCUCGAGCAAGUCCGCGCCGAGUUCGAGGCUCAGGGUGGACGUGCAAACGAGUAUGAACAUCAGCAUNAUGAGGAAGACAUCUCGCGUUUGCGCCGCGACCUUGAGGCUCGUGGAGGUCCCAGCCAGUCUUCGCACACCGGCCCUUCGCAACCCCCUCCACCUUCAAUUGGCCAUGGCCCUGCCAAUCUCUUCCAGGGUAUCAUGGCCGGCGCCACUGCUCAGGGUGGCCCGGGUUACGGCCCUGCUCCUCCCCAGCCUACAGCUUCUCCCGGUCCUGGUAAGCCCAGAACCAAUGCUCGCGGUCCUCCUGGCAUUCCCGGAACCCCUCAGCAGAACAACGCAAACCCUUACCCUGGUUCUCCCGCUAUGGCACGCCCCACUCCUCCUCCCGCUCUCGCGCAACAACAGCAGGCUCUCUCUCUGCCUCAGCACCAGCAAUAUACCCAAGAGCUCGGUGGUAGCGGCAACCAGCUGGUCGACUUGGCCGUUGAGACUCUUCCCAGCAACCUCAAGCGCGAGGGUGAGGACUGGUACGCUGUUUUCAACCCUCGUGUCCGUCGCACUCUGGAUGUUGAGCUCGUCCACAACUUGGCCCACCAGAGUGUAGUCUGCUGUGUUCGUUUCAGCCGUGAUGGAAGAUUUGUUGCUACUGGUUGCAACCGAUCUGCUCAGAUCUUCGACGUCGAGAGUGGCCAACAGGUCAAGCAUUUGCAGGACACCAGCUUGCCUCAGGAUGGCGACCUUUAUAUCAGAAGUGUCUGCUUCAGUCCUGAUGGUCAAUACUUGGCCACUGGUGCUGAAGACAAGAUCAUUCGCAUCUGGGAGAUUGCCGCUGGUCAGAUUCGUCACCAAUUCGCUGGCCACGAACAAGAUAUUUAUUCUCUGGACUACUCUUCUGAUGGUCGUUACAUCGCAUCAGGAUCUGGUGACCGUACCGUUCGUGUUUGGGAUAUUCCUAACAACCAGUGUGUUCUCUGCUUGACCAUCGAAGAUGGCGUCACCACCGUCGCCAUCUCACCCGACAACCGUUUCUUGGCCGCUGGCAGUUUGGACAAGAGUGUCAGAGUAUGGGAACUUGCGAGCGGAAACCUUCUCGAGAGACUCGAGGAGGCUGGUGGUAACCCUGGCCACAAGGACAGUGUAUACUCCGUCGCAUUCUCACCUGGCAGCAGAGAACUCGUCUCUGGCAGUCUGGAUCGCACCAUCAGAAUGUGGGAGCUUCAAAACCACUACCCUGGCAACCAAAACAUGCCACCAAGAAACCCUCGUGGAGGCAAGUGCAUUCGCACAUUUGAGGGUCACAAGGACUUUGUUCUCAGCGUCGCACUUUCACCGGAUGGUGAAUGGGUUCUGUCUGGAUCGAAAGAUAGGGGUGUUCAGUUCUGGAACCCUCAGACUGGUGAUGCCCAACUCAUGCUCCAAGGACACAAGAACUCGGUCAUUUCAGUCGCCCCCAGCCCUGUUCCAGGUGGUCUGUUCGCUACUGGAAGUGGAGACAUGCGUGCCAGAAUUUGGAGAUUCUCGAGAUACGACCCCGCUCGCGGUUGA
Molecule: messenger RNA, 1614 nt
Organism: Aureobasidium musti
Lineage: Eukaryota; Fungi; Ascomycota; Dothideomycetes; Dothideales; Saccotheciaceae
Source: the annotation of a GenBank genome assembly